UGACCUCAGUCCACCUCAGACCGGAGAGCGGCUUUAACUCUCACCGAGACUCUCCGUGAGUUUCCACUCAAUCCUCCGUGUCAAAGGCGAGAUCUGUGAUUCUUUUCCAUCGCUCGGACCUUUGGCAGCAAGCAUGUCUAUCCCGCAGCUCGGCUAUAAGUACAUCAGACCGCUGUACUCCACGGAGCGGCACGCGGCGGUCGGUGCGCGCGUCGGCGCGGAACUCAGCGCGUCGGGCUCUCUCUCCAGCGUCCUCUCCAGCAUGUACGGAGCUCCGUUCGCCAACACGCAGGGAUACAGCGCUUUCCUGCCCUAUUCCAACGACCUCACCAUACUCAACCAGCUGGGCUCACAGUACGAGUUUAAAGACAGUCCUGGGAUUCAGCAUGCAGGGUUUCCUCACGCUCCCUUCUACCCGUACGGACACCAAUAUCAGUUUGGUGAUCCGUCCCGACCCAAGAACGCCACCCGUGAGAGCACCAGCACCCUGAAGGCCUGGCUCAGCGAACACCGGAAAAACCCCUACCCCACGAAAGGAGAAAAAAUCAUGCUGGCCAUUAUCACCAAAAUGACCCUCACUCAGGUGUCCACAUGGUUCGCCAACGCCCGCAGAAGACUAAAAAAAGAGAAUAAAAUGACUUGGGUUCCCAAAACGAGAACCGACGAGGAAGGAAAUGUGUAUACGAGUGACAACGAGGACGGAGACAAGAGGGACGAGGAUGAGGAAAUAGACCUGGAGAACAUUGACACGGAAAAUAUCGAAGACAAGCAGGAUUGUGAUUAUCAGGACGAUGAAAAAUCAGUGUCUAAAGUUUCUGAUUCUGAGGAAUAUGAUGACGCGGGAGCUGAGAAGAGCUUUAUGAAUGAUAUUAUGAAAGACAGAAGAGACACAAACUCAGAGGAGGGAGAGGAGGACCAAAUCAAAAAGAGUCCGGCAGCACAAGAGCCCUCAGAUAAUGCGAGUCCACCUCAGAAACCAAAGAUCUGGUCUUUGGCUGAAACCGCAACAACGCCGGACAGUCCCAAAAAGUCCUCGUGGAUUCAGAGGAACUGUGAUGCUCAGACAGUCAGGAAUCCUCUCCAUGUUCAAAACUGGACCAAAAUGGCUUUUUCGGCCCAUCAGAUGGCUUUAACCAGCCAUUACCUCGGACUUAAACACCAAACCACCUCAAACAGCCACAUACAUAUGAAGCAUGGAGAGCAGAGGACUCACAGCCUAUGAAACAAAUCACACAUUUAAAGACUUUUUUCAUGUUUUUAAAAGAUUUUUCACUUGGAGCGUAACACUUAUUAUGAAUCAGAGAAAUAUCCGGUUUCUACAUAAUGGAUGCCCUGAAUUUAUAAUAGAUUAAAGCUGUCUAUUAGCUCUUUAAUUAAAAUGAGAUUAUAUUAGAAUAUAUUUUAUAUUGCUGACUUGUAAACCUACAUUUCAUUGUGUUUAAUUUGUUAGAAUCAUUUGAUAAAUCCUGUGCUUUUAUCUGUAGGAUGCCCAGUUUGUCUUUGAGUCUCACACUGCGGUCGGAUUCAGACUUUACCUAUUUAAAAACAAAUAAUGAAUAGAUUGUUCAAUUACCGAAUUAGUCACUGAGAGUGAUAAUAAUUAAUGGAGGAACUAGUGCCUAUAUGGGAAUUUUAAAAGUCCUCUAAUCAUGUCUUAAAACACAUACACAUUCACAGCUUUGUUUGCAUGAAUUAUGAUUGGAGUAAGUGUUGCAUCCACACCUUUGUCUUAUUUUAGCACAUCCGUUUUAAGGAUUCGCAAUAAUAUCAUACCAGAAUUUAUGCUUAUCUUCAAGAAGUGAUUUGACUGUUAUUAAUUUUGUUGUUGGUGUGGUUUUGUUUCCCCAAAUGCCUUGUUUUGUCACGUUGCAUUUUAUAUGUCAUGUUUUGUCUGAAUAUUUGAAAUAGGGUAAAACAAAAUAAAUAUUUCAAAUGGUUUUGUAAAUGAAAUGAAAAUGUACCUACUUGAAAUAUUGAAAUAUUGUACAA
Messenger RNA from Labeo rohita (rohu), 1989 nucleotides. RefSeq names its product iroquois homeobox 3b (gene irx3b). The transcript has 2 exons. Gene Ontology annotation, cellular component: nucleus. The record is from RefSeq and is a predicted model, not a curated record. Gene Ontology annotation, molecular function: RNA polymerase II cis-regulatory region sequence-specific DNA binding; DNA-binding transcription factor activity, RNA polymerase II-specific. NCBI's taxonomy places the organism in Eukaryota, Metazoa, Chordata, Actinopteri, Cypriniformes, Cyprinidae. Bases 134 to 1222 code for a protein of 362 amino acids. Gene Ontology annotation, biological process: regulation of transcription by RNA polymerase II; neuron differentiation; cell development.